This is a messenger RNA of Protomyces lactucae-debilis, 2500 nucleotides long. RefSeq names its product beta-lactamase-like protein. The coding region runs from base 88 to 2430 and encodes 780 amino acids. Gene Ontology annotation, biological process: mRNA 3'-end processing by stem-loop binding and cleavage. Gene Ontology annotation, molecular function: RNA binding. The record is from RefSeq and is a predicted model, not a curated record. The transcript has a single exon. NCBI's taxonomy places the organism in Eukaryota, Fungi, Ascomycota, Taphrinomycetes, Taphrinales, Protomycetaceae. Gene Ontology annotation, cellular component: mRNA cleavage and polyadenylation specificity factor complex.
AAUAUCUGCGCGACUCUUGGCCGGCCCUCUGUUUGCUGUGCAUUGUGCGUCUCGGGCCUGCUCAACCUGGGCCGACAGGGCAAGUAGAUGAUCGAGUACACGACUCUCGAUGAGGAUACAACAGCAUCCUCGCUUUUGUCCCUGGACGGAACCCUCGUCCUACUCGACCCAGCUGCAGGUGCCGACUUGCACUUUCCUCAUACAAUAGAGAAGCCUGACUUGAUCCUAUUGUCUCAUGCAGAUCUUGCGCACCUGGGCGGCUAUGUGUAUGGAUUUCGGCAUCUUGGCUGGCAUACUGUACCUUGCUAUGCGACACUGCCGACUGUCAAUCUUGGCCGCAUGGCCAUGUAUGACGCCCUAAAGACACUCGGUGAAGGUUUGACGGUUGCAGAUGUCAAUGCAGCUUUCGAUUGGAUCACAGCACUGCGGUAUUCUCAAGCAACUCAGUUGUCGGGUAAAUGCCAGGGCAUCAGCAUCACGGCCUACAAUGCUGGACACACCCUCGGCGGUAGCAUUUGGCGGAUUGUACGUGGUGCGGAUCGGAUUGUCUGGGCAGUGGAUUGGAAUCAUGCAAGAGAUGGUCAUCUCAAUGGAGCGGCUCUCUUUGUCAAUGGACAAGUGACAGAGGGUCUUGAGCGACCGUCUCUACUCAUCACAGAUGUGCGUAAUGCGGCUAAUCCAGCACUGCCGACACGAGUCAAGCGGCAAACAGCUCUUUUUGACAGUAUCAUGGCUACGCUAGCCAAUAGUGGGUCUGUCUUGAUACCGAUGGAUGCGUCUACACGCGCAAUUGAGCUUUGCGAGAUGCUGGAGUUACACUGGCGAACAACAGAACCUCCUAUACCCUUUCCCGUCUACUUCUUGAGCGGGAGUGCGACGAAAACAAUUGCAUACGUCAAGAGUAUGCUGGAGUGGAUGAGUGACAAGAUGAUCAGCACCUACGGUUCGAGCGGUGGCCUAUUCAAUCUCCAAUAUGUCAAGGUUGUCACGAGUGCUUCAGGCUUGCCACCUGGUCCGAAAGUGGUCUUGGCGACAUCGAGUGAUUUGGAGGGCGGAUAUGCUCAGAAACUUCUGCACACACAGCUAGCAGCGAGCUCCAACAAUUUGGUCUUGCUGACACAGAAAAGCACGUAUGGCAAGGAUACCCUCGCAGCAAAGUUGUUGGAAGUGUUUGAGAGCAGCUCCAACGAUGCAGCGCCAGGCAGCAUACCAGCUGCAGUCACGCUUGAUCUCAAAACGACUAUACUGACUCGGCAGAGUGUACCCUUAGAGGGCGAAGAGCUCAAAAUCUACAACACUGAGCAACAACGGAGACGAGAAGAGGAAGUCGCACGACUGGCGCUUGAGGAACGGAAUCGGAAUAUCAUUGACGCUGAGGAUUCAGAGUCCGAGGAUGAAGAUGAGCGUGCAGCACUCGCUGCUCAGGGUGUUUUGACACGCGCAAGCCAAACAAGCACAGCAAUGGCAUUGGGCUCUAGCUCUCUAUUGAGUGGAGCGACCUUUGAUAUGCUCCUCACUGACCGAGCAAAUAGUUCACUGCCAACACGACUCAAGACGUUUCCAUUUUUGGAGAAGCGCCGGCGGUUCGAUGAUUACGGCGAGGUGUUGCGUCCAGGAGAGUUCAAGCGCGCUGAUCUUGAUGAUGAUGAAGGCGAGCAGGUUGCUGUCCAGCAAGCGAGCAGGAAAGCAGGUCAAAAGAGGAAGUGGGGCGAGGUGAACAAGGUUGGCAGUGGACUAGCGCAUGACGAAGACGAGGAGCGACUUGCGCCUUCCAAACUUGUUUCGAAGGAGGAGGAAGUGCACUUGCAAUGCCGUGUGCGGUAUAUCGACAUGGAGGGGAUCCACGAUGGCAAGUCGUUGCGCAACAUCAUCGAGUCGGUCAAUCCUCGCAAGCUGGUCUUGAUAGCAGGGUCUGCCGAAGAGAAGGAUGCGAUGCGAGAAGCGUGCGAGCAGAUGCCUGCCAUGACAGAGGCGAUCCUCGUUCCUGCAGCUGGUCAAGCGGUCGAGGUGAGCUUGGAUGCAAAUGCAUUUGAAGUGCGCUUAUCAGAUACACUGGCGGCAUCUCUUCAAUGGCAAAAGCUCAGCACACACGAGGUGGCCCAUGUGACGGGCAAGCUACUGGAAUUAGCACCUGAAGCCCAACCUGGAGAUGUGCGCGUCCUGGAUGUCUUGACCGAUGCCGCUGAUCUUGCAAGUGCGCCUCGAAUUCAAUCGCUCUUCAUUGGAGAUGUGCGUCUGGCUGAUCUGAAGCGAGCUCUCUCUCUUCGUGGCCACGCUGCUGAGCUCCGCGGUGGUGGUGUCUUGCUGGUGGACGCGGAGGUGGCGGUGGAGAAGACUGCGAAGGGCGAGGUUGUGGUGCAGGGCCAUGCGUCUGCGCACUUUUUCGCGGUGCGUGAUGUGGUGUACGGUGCCCUUGCUCUGAUCCAGUGAGGCUCGCUGGCUGCCACCGGUUCGCAGGCCUGGUAUACAUACAUAUGCAACUACUGACUAUAAGACUACU